AUGUAAAAUAAUUCAUACUUUAUAUUUUUAGAAAGAGCAUUUAUAUAAAAUACUUCAAAAUAUUUUCAAAAAUCAAACAUUUUAUUUAAAUCUUUAAUUGUAAAAUCAAACAUUUAAAUUAAUUUAAUAAAUCAUCAAUUGUAUAUAUUAAUAUUGAAAAAAAAAUCUAGAGUAUUAGUAAAGGUUCGAGUUAGUAUAUUAGAAAAAAUUAGUUAAGCCAAUAUUACACUUAUGAAAUACAAUACAAAUCUGGCCAUGAAGAAAAGUUUAAUAUAUGGUAAAACCCAUUUCCAGAAUGCGUAAAUAGGAACUAUUAUAUAAAAAUACCAGAAUCCAGACCAGAAGCAAGUACCAAAUUCAAUUGCAGAGUUUACAAUUAAAAGAUCUAAUUGA
Messenger RNA from Tetrahymena thermophila SB210, 393 nucleotides. RefSeq lists its product as hypothetical. Lineage: Eukaryota; Ciliophora; Oligohymenophorea; Hymenostomatida; Tetrahymenidae. The record is from RefSeq and is a predicted model, not a curated record. The transcript is spliced from 2 exons.